Messenger RNA from Annulohypoxylon truncatum, 1992 nucleotides. RefSeq lists its product as uncharacterized. Bases 1 to 1992 code for a protein of 663 amino acids. The record is from RefSeq and is a predicted model, not a curated record. The transcript is spliced from 2 exons. Lineage: Eukaryota; Fungi; Ascomycota; Sordariomycetes; Xylariales; Hypoxylaceae.
AUGCCAGAUGCGCCUCAGCCGGCGCCGUCUAAACCUACUCGGCGUUUUGCCCCCGUGCCAAUUGAGACCACCUUCGACUCGUACAGAGUAAGCGGUAACAGGAAGAAUCCUAUGGGUCCUACCGCCGAAUUGACCCCAGACCCCUCACCGACUACCCCACAACCAUCCUUCUCUUUUAGAGUGGAAAGGCAGGGCGAGCACGAACAUGCCGAGCAAUCUCAGAAUAAGCCGAGAAGGAAGUUCGCUCCGCAGUUGAUCGAGACAACGCGAAGAUCAAAGAAGGCCGAUCAACCAGGUCCGGCUACGAAACCAAUUGACAAGACCGAUAUCACACCUGGCACGAAUCACAUCUAUGCCCCGAAGCCGAAGCGAAAAGCUGCCCCUCGUCCUGCCGUUGCCGGCGUGCCGAAUGCCGCCGGCGACAGUGAAGGUUUGCUUACGCCGCGUCGACAACAAUCCAUGAAGCCACAUCCGAACACUCGGAGAAGUACGCGGCAAUCUUAUACCCCCGACCUUGACACCAUUCUGUCAUCCGAGUCGGAGAAGUCUUCCGAGGAAAAUGACGACGAUGAGGGCGCCCCGGCUCUCAGCAUCGGGGCCCCCGCCUUAUCAACCGGAAUUCCGGAGCAAGAAGAGGACGAUGACGACGGAGAUUCGUGGAGCAGUAGGCACUACCACCUUCGUGACAGAAGGGAGUCCUGUGACGAAGAAUUUUCGGGUUACCUGCUAGCUGUAGCCGCUAGAGAGGCCCAAAGACAACGCGAGCUGGAGGCGGCUAUGGCAGCCUUCCCAAACGGUGUGCGACCCGAGGGUGUGGAACACUUUCUUGUCAGAGAUAAUUCGGAAGACGACGAUCCCUUAGACGAACGGUUAAGGCACGGUACUUCGCAGCUUCUACGCCGUAAGGAGUCUGACCCAGGUUGGGCUGUCAAAGAAAUGCGAGCGCAUGCAGAAAAGCUAGCUCAGGCCAGACAAGAGAGGAUGGGCAUGGACGAAAACCUAGAUCCUAUGGAUAUAGCUCCUCCACCUGCAGAUCCGCUAUGGACGACGUCUGCUUUCAGAACAUCUUUCGACGAAGAGAUGCGGGAUGCUCCAAGCCCAGUAGUAAGCGCAUCUUCGCCAGCCUUGCUAGCUAGGAUGCGCAUGGCAGCUUCUCCGCCCAUGCUUGGCGGCGACCUGACGUUCCGCAUUUGUCCCAGCCCGAAGCAGACGCGGAUGGAGCCCAGUCAGCGGUACUGCGCUGAUAACAAACCCGAAGAGCAUCGGCGGGACGUUACGGGAACCACCGGGCUGUGGCGCGGGUACUGCUCCGCCAAAGCUAAUAUCACCGUAGAAACAGCGCACACGGGACCCAACCUUCUUAUGACCCCUCAGGAGCAGGCCUCGCCAAACGAUCCUUUCUCAGCCGCAUUUACCGCUUCCAUGAGCAUAAGUGGUGUCAUGACCGGUACACAGUCGCCCGGGGCCGCGUCUCCGACGAAUCGUCACAGCCAGCAGAGGGGUCUAUAUAUGCUCACGGGAUUAGACGAACGAUUGAGGAAAGAGAAGGCUCGCAAAGAGCUCGAGGAACGGAUAGCGGCCGAAUUCGAUGAUGCCUUUGUCACGCAGGUCUACAAUUACAUAAGUCUUGGAUAUCCCGCUACGGCACGUGCCUUCGACCUGGAAUUAAGCAAGAUCAGCGGUAUUGACCUUGAGGAGCUGCGCAAGGACGAUAAUCUCAAGGUCGAGAAAGGUUUCAUGCUGCAUAUGGAGAUGAGCAUCCAUAAGGGACAUGGAUAUUCGAUGAGCGAUUCCGACAGCGGCGAAGAUGUCCGGUUUCGUACGCCAGAAGAAGACGAGAGAAGAACUCGGAGGAAACCAAAGCCACCGCGAUGGAUCGCGCUCAAGCUUUAUAUACGGGAAUGGGCGCGCCAGCACCCAAGUCUUAAUGAUGCCGGUUCUGGCGAGAUGGCUUGGGGAGUUAGGGCUAGGAGAGGAAGUUGGGCCAUUUAG